AUUCAGGUUAUCGAGGAUGACAAAGCAAACAAGGGAAGUGAACCUUUUAGUACAGGGGUCAGAGGUCAAGCCCCACCUCUUGUCACCACCAAAUUCCAAGUUAAAGAUCAAGGGAAUGCGAGUCCACGCUAUAUCCGUUGUACAGCCUACAACAUGCCCUCCAAUUCUGACAUGGCCAAACAGUCCCAGGUGCCCCUGGCUGCUGUCAUCAAACCCCUGGCCCCUCUGCCUGCAGAUGAGACACCACCGUAUCUUGUGGAUCAUGGAGAAAGUGGUCCCAUCCGCUGUAAUCGCUGUAAGGCCUAUAUGUGUCCAUAUAUGCAGUUUAUCGAAGGUGGCCGUCGUUUCCAGUGUGGCUUCUGCAGCUGUGUCACCGAGGUGCCUCCCCAUUACUUCCAGCAUCUGGAUCACACAGGGAAGAGGGUGGACUGCUAUGACCGACCAGAGCUCUCCAUGGGCAGUUAUGAGUUUAUGGCUACUGUGGACUACUGUAAGAACAACAAGAUCCCUCAGCCACCGGCCUUCAUCUUCCUGAUUGAUGUGUCCUACAAUGCUGUAAAGAACGGCAUGGUUGGAAUCGUAUGUCAGGAGCUGAAGACACUGUUGGACUACUUGCCCAGAGAGAACCCUGAUGUGGAAUCAAACAUUAGAGUUGGCUUCGUCACUUACAACAAAGUGCUUCAUUUCUAUAAUGUGAAGGCCUCUCUCGCCCAGCCACAGAUGAUGGUAGUGUCAGAUGUGGCUGACAUGUUUGUACCCCUACUGGAUGGAUUUCUGGUCAAUGUCUCAGAGUCCAGGGUGGUUAUUGAGAGUUUGUUGGAUCAGAUCCCUGAGAUGUUUGCAGACACGAGGGAAACCGAGACUGUGUUUGGGCCUGUCAUUCAGGCCGGGCUGGAAGCACUCAAGGCUGCAGACUGUGCCGGAAAGCUCUUUGUUUUUCACUCAUCUCUUCCCAUUGCUGAGGCUCCAGGCAAGCUGAAGAACAGGGAGGAUAAGAAACUAGUGGGAACAGAUAAAGAAAAGUCAUUAUUCCAGCCACAAGUUAGUUUUUACAACACCCUUGCCAAGGAGUGUGUUGCACAGGGUUGCUGUGUGGACCUCUUCCUCUUUCCCAACCAGUAUGUUGAUGUAGCAACAUUAGGGGUGGUCCCAACUUCAACGGGUGGCUCCAUCUACAAAUACACCUACUUCCAGGCUUCAUCUGACCAGGAGCGUUUCCUCAAUGACCUGAGGAGAGAUGUGCAGAAGCCGAUGGGCUUUGAUGCAGUGAUGAGGGUCCGCACCAGCACAGGUAUCCGGGCGACCGACUUCUUUGGUUCCUUCUACAUGAGCAACACCACAGAUGUAGAGCUGGCAGGACUAGACUGUGACAAGACCGUUACCGUGGAGUUCAGACAUGACGACAAGCUCAGCGAGGAGACUGGAGCUCUUAUGCAGUGUGCAGUUCUGUACACCAGCUGCAGUGGCCAGCGACGGCUGCGGAUCCUUAACAUGGCAGUGAACUGCUGCUCUCAGCUGGCAGACUUGUACAGGAACUGUGAGACUGACACCAUCAUAAACUUUUUCGCCAAAUAUGCAUAUCGGAGUGUACUCAGCAGUCCUAUCAAGAAUGUACGUGAUAGCCUGGUGAAUCAGUGUGCACAGAUCUUAGCCUGUUACCGCAAGAACUGUGCCAGUCCAUCUUCAGCAGGGCAGUUGAUUUUACCAGAAUGUAUGAAGCUACUGCCCGUGUACCUGAACUGCGUGUUGAAGAGUGACGUUCUCCAGCCCGGGGCGGACGUCUCUCUGGAUGACCGUGCCUACCUGAGACAGCUGGUCAGCACUAUGGAUGUAUCUGAGAGCCAUGUGUUCUUCUAUCCUCGUCUGCUUCCGCUGCAAAAGUUGGAUGUUGAGAGCAUAUCUCUGCCUGUGGCAGUGAGGGACUCGGAGGAGAGACUGUCUAGGGGAGGAGUCUAUCUAUUAGAGAAUGGACUGAAUAUUUUCCUUUGGGUGGGGGUCAAUGCCCAACAGGAGCUGCUUCAGAACAUCUUUGGCACGCCAGCCUUUGGCCAGAUAGACCCCAACAUGACCUCUCUGCCGGCUUUGGAUAAUCCUUUUUCAAAGAGACUGAGGGAGAUUAUUGAGUCGGUCAGGGCACAGCGCUCACGAUACAUGAAGCUUAUGGUGGUGAAACAGGAAGACAAGCUGGAGCUGAUAUUCAAACACUUCCUGGUGGAGGAUAAGAGCAACAAUGGAGGGGCCUCUUACGUGGACUUCCUGUGUCACAUGCACAAGGAGAUUCGUCAGCUCCUGAGCUAGGAGCAUCAGGUCCCCCCUUCUCUUCCCUAGGCUCUGUACUCAGAAGCCCUUUAACUUUUUAUUUAACAUAAUAAACAAAAUCCCUUUGCCCAUCAUCUUCUCUCCCUCAAGUAUAAUCUCAUCCACGUGACUCUUGAGGAAGAAGCCACCUUGUAACGGAAAUGUUGCUCCAUCAGAUUACGGUGUUCUUUUGGUUUUAGUGGUGGGAGUUUUGACCCAGCCUUCUCCUCACUUUCCGAUGAUAGGCUUGUGAGACUGUGUGUGUGAUGGAAGAGGAGAUCUGCUGUUGUUACUGCUCUACAGCUGAUCUGGGAUCAGGUUGUGAAGCCUCAAUUAGAGCUUAAACUGCUUUGUGGAGCGAACACCUUCAGAACAGCUAGCCGGUUUUAGAGUGUUUUUGACUGUGAACGUUGAUGUUGAUUGUACCGGGUGUUCUUGUGAGAAACUCUAGCACUGAUUAAUGGUCUCUAGGUACCAAAUGACAGAAAAAUAACCGCAUUAGAAAUUAAUCUAGACCUACUCCGAAUACAGUGAAAUGAAAUCCCUCAUCUUUCGAUUCAUAGUGGAAUAUAAGAUGUUUUAGAACAAGUUAGAUCCAUGUCUAUCCAAUUUUUUUUUUUCCUGCAUAAAUUUUUCUUGCCUUACUGAUGCCGUUUCUCCUUUUUCAUUUGUUUUUCUGUUUGUCUUGUCUAAUUUUUGUCACUGUCACCUUUUUAAUGUGUGCGGAAAACCUAAUAGACUCUAAUGGAGUUUGAAGUGUGCUGUUAAUCGUUCAAAAACUCUGCGAAAAACAUUCUAAAUAAGUCUAUGCAUCAACUUCUCUUUAAAAGAAAGCGGGGAGCUGUUCAAGAGCAGGAGCUGAAUAUUGUGCUGCUUUUCUCCAUGCCCAAUUCUUUAUAGGAAGCAGAUAUGGCUAAAACUGAUGCAUUUGUGACGUUUCUGCUUCCUGAUGAAGAAUAUGGAUCCCGAAGGAUGCAUGGACAGGCAGUUGAAAUUCAGAUGAGCCUCUCCGGAGAUUGGGAGUUGUUGAAACCCUAAAGGAUGGUUCAGUAAUCAGGCAUACAUUACAGAAGCAUAAAUUCAGUUCCCGAUUACAUUUUAUUUAAUUUUUUCUUUACUGUAUGGUCUGUUGUAACCUGUAUACUACUUGACAUGUGCUUGUUCAUUUAUCAGUUAUGAUUUAAUAUCAUGUUCUAAAUCUGUUUAAAGGAGCAAGUGGCGUCUCCCUGCUCUAUGGUAUUAAUCAUUGUGCAAUGGAAGCCUGUGCUGAGCCUGAGAGUGGAGUGCAGGACUCAUUUAGAAACUGACCGUUUCUAAGCGAGUGACGUGAAGCACAUGCGGAAUUGUGACCUUAAAAGCAAUCAACACUGAAUUACCUUGUCAUCGCAUUUAUUACAUGUACAGAAUUAAAAACCACAUUUUAAAAAUGAUGUCAAGCUAGUGUGCUUUGUUGAACCUUUAAGUGAACUGCAUGAAUUCAUUCCCCCCCCCCCUCUCAAUGCUACAGAAUCUUUUACAAGCUCAUCUUAGCCCUUUGAAAGACAUUUUUAUCUAUUAUUACAGAGCUCUUUUAUAUAACGGGGUGAGCUGGUGUGUGUUUCUCAGAGGUGUAUCCUAGUGAGGUUCUCUUUAGAACCGAGGGAUCAGCCUGUUUUUAUUUAUUGAUUUAAUAAUGUUUUUGUUGGCCACAGACUCCUCAGUGUUUUUCAGAGUCGUGUCGUCUUGUUUCAUCUAUGCCUCCUGACUGCAAAUAAAUGCCUAUAUCAAUU
Messenger RNA from Carassius gibelio (silver crucian carp), 4067 nucleotides. RefSeq names its product protein transport protein Sec24C. Gene Ontology annotation, biological process: COPII-coated vesicle cargo loading; endoplasmic reticulum to Golgi vesicle-mediated transport; intracellular protein transport. Lineage: Eukaryota; Metazoa; Chordata; Actinopteri; Cypriniformes; Cyprinidae. Gene Ontology annotation, molecular function: zinc ion binding; SNARE binding. Gene Ontology annotation, cellular component: endoplasmic reticulum exit site; COPII vesicle coat. The record is from RefSeq and is a predicted model, not a curated record.